GGAAGCGGGAUGCGACAUUCUCUGAAGACGAACUCAACGAACUGUUCAACAACAUUGAAGAUAUUUACGCUUUCAAUAAAUCUCUAUGCAGCGAACUCAAUAGCUGUCGUCUAGACGCGACGUGCAUUGCUCGUUGCUUCGUCAAUAAUACAACUGGCUUCUCUGUCUACACCUCGUAUUGCACUGGCUACCCGAGGACGAUGGAGAGAUUGGCCGCUUUGGCUUCUCGGCCUCAGAGUGCCCGGGAGUUCAGAGAGAGGCAGAUCGAGUUGAUGCAUCCUUUGCCAUUGGCGUCCUAUCUUUUGAAGCCAGUGCAGAGGAUUUUGAAAUACCAUCUGUUACUACAGAACGUGGUGAAACAAUGUGCCUCGUGUGAGACGGAGUACGCGCUCCUGAAGAUGACGGGCAUCGCGCACCACAUCGACGACAUGAAGAGACGACACGAACACGCUGUUAGAGUUCAGGAAAUCCAGUCGUUAUUAUACGGAUGGAACGGACCUGAUUUGACAACUUACGGAGAGUUGUGCGCCGAAGGGACCUUUAGAGUGUUCGGCGCAAAGGCAAUGCGUCACGCCUUUCUCUUCGACAAAAUGCUCCUUGUGACCAAGAACAGGGAGGAUGGAAUCCUUGCGUACAAGUCCCAUAUUAUGUGCAACAACAUGAUGCUGGUGGAGUCGAUCGCGGGCGCGCCGCUGUCGUUCCACGUGAUCCCGUGGGACGCGCCGCGCGCACAGCUCACCCUGCAGGCGCGCUCGCCGCGCCACAAGCGGGAGUGGACCUUGUUACUGAAGCGGGUAAUAUUAGAGAAUUACAAUGCUGUCAUUCCAUCUCAUGCGAGGCAAUUAGUUAUGGAGCUGGGACAAAAUAAAACUGAUGAUGAUAUACUGGCGGAGAAGUCACACAACCUCAUAACACAAGCGUCGAUGAGAAAACAACUAUCAGCGCCUGAAUAUCUUGAAAAAAGAAAAUUAGAAAGAGAAAGAAGAAAAUCAUUUGAAAAUGGAACCAGAGGAAGAUUAAAGAAAGCUAAUCGAAAAUAUACCAUCAAAAAUUCCCGAGAUGAAGGUCAAGAUUGUGACUGCGUUCAAUAUUCUGCUGAAAAAGGAAUAGACUACACUUGUGAUAAUUGUUACAUCGAUCUCUGUUCAGAUUGUGAAACAGAGAUCGCUAAAGAUAAAGUUAAAGAUGACAAAUGUUCAUGUAAAAAUGCUCCAAACGAUACAAGGGAAAAGUGCCCGGAAUGUGAUAGGGCGUUACAUUAUAUAGACGCUGGUAGUACUGAACAAAUUGAAAGAAAUAAAUCAUCUUGCAAAUGUUCAGAUUUUAAGUCAUCUCAAGAGAGUUUUACAAAGGAAUUCAGCGGUUCGUUGAAGAAAACUAGGGGUUAUCACUCGUCUGACAAUAUUGUAGGCUACACAGAUAGUAAGAGUAAAGAAGAUUUGACAGAAAUUAAUAGCGCAUCUAAUGUUAAAAAUAUCCAAAAAACCUGCUUAAAAUGUGCGAAGAUUAAAGAAAAUAUUCCAGUAACAGAUUCUAUGACCACUUUACAUUCAAGAAAAUCAAGAUGCAAUGAGACCGAAAAACACAGGACGGAUACGUUACGUUCAAAGUCUAAAGAUGAUCCACAAAGAUCCAAAUUAUCAAAAAUUGGUACGUGGAGAAGAAAGUCGGAACCAGGUUUACAAAACUCGGUUAUAAUUAUGAAAAAAUCACAAGAUAGUGACAGUGAGAGAACGGAUAGCAAAGGAAGUGAAAAAAUAGAAUUCGAAUGUCGAAAUUGUGGAUCUAAUAAAAUAACUAAGAAAACCAAAGGCAAUGAAGGACCGAUCAUUUCUGACCCUGAAAUAGACAGAAAGAGAGGCACUAAUAUUAUAGUAAAACCGAAUAUAGAAAUAAAGAUGUACAAUACUAAAAAUAUACCAAAGAAAAUUUCGAAGAUUAAAAAAAAUAGAGCGAAGGGCUUACGCCUCGGGUCAGACACGACAACACGGUUUUAUACAGAUUUCUCGACCGAUGUAUCUACGGAAAACAUAUUGCACAUAUCUGAAUCAAAUGACAGCCUUAAUGUUGAAAAAUCAAAGAUCCAACCGAUUCUUCAUAUUCCAGAAAAGAUAAGUAAAGACGAAGACAUUGAUGAAGAAACAUAUAAGAAAUUAAUAGAAAAGACUGAUUCGUUCAAGAAGAACGAAUUAGAAAAGGUCAAGUACUUAAAUAAACAAAAAGUUAUUAACGAAGGAACUGAGUCGGAAGAUAAAUCUCACGACAUUUCAGAGCAGCAGGAGGAAGUUCAAGAAAGUUGUGAAGAAAUCGAACAACCUUUAGAACAAAUAAUAUCACAAUUACUAAUGCAAAACCGAGAAUUCCAAAAGUUACUUAAAAAACAGCAACAAAGAAAUACUGCUCAAAGAAGGCAUCAACGACUUUUAAAGUCUCACUCAAACCCCGAUCAAGUCAUAUCAGCCAAAAACGAACUAACAAAGUUGAAGCCAAAGUACACUCGUCAAAUGUCUGAAAAUAUUGAAUUAAAUAUCAAUGAACAUGAAAAUCCAGAACGUAAUGCUCAUAGUGAUAUCGAUGACGUGUCUGAUGAAGAUCAUAUUUACGAAACAUUAAGAAUAGAAAACAGAGCUGAAAAUAAUUUACACGAACUUUGCAAUAAAAGUAAAGUAAUACAACAUAAUAUACAUGUGUCUCGACCUAAAAGAUUACCAUCCCCGCAGAACUCUUCAGAAUUAGUUAAAACGCACGGACCUGAAUCAGAUUAUGUAUACUUAUCGUUCGAUCAAAUCAAACGUCGUGAAAGUUUAGAAGACGGAAUAUAUGACGUGCCAGUGAAGUCUCCAGAAAAAGUAUCUAAAGUCGAUAAAAACGUAAAUGACUAUUACGUUACAAUGGAUAGUCCAGCAAAGGCGAGUAACGAAGAAAAUAUUUAUGACAAUCUUAUAGAAGUUUGUAGACGAAAAAAAGAUGUUCCAAAUACGCUGCCCGGUGACUAUUUACCUAUGAGUCCCGAUCAACAGAGCCCCAAUACGCCCGAAAUAUGGCUGAGCCGCCAAAAAGAACAUUUUAACGUUUCUAGAGAUAGGAAAUCGGGUUCAUUGCCCAGAAGUUUUCAGGUAGUGACGAGUGGCAAAGAAGAUAAUAAUUUGAGUACAUUUAAGUGCAAACCGAACAGUAAUAGCAAAACUUAUCUGAAUAGAGACGGAAAAGUAAUGAGUGCUGAUCGCCCAUUCACAAUCGCUUCAGAUCAAAGUGAAAUUAGCUAUGAAAAUGUAGAAACAUAUAUGAGUGAAGGUGAUAUUUUAAAAUUUAACAAAAACUCAAAAUCGAAAGAAGAUGAAUAUACACAAAAUAUUAGCCAAUCCACCUUAGAAUUAGAAGAAGAAAUUGAUCGAUGUUAUAAGAAUAAUUUUGAAAAAGUUGACUUAGAUACUAAUAAAAAUGAAAAUCCUCUCAAUACAUCUCAACCUAACUUAAAUGUAUCUACCACGUCUUCUUGUGAAGCUUUGACUACUGAGCAAAAUGACGGAAAAGCUAAAAAUGUAGAUGUCAUACACCCUGAGCACAAAAUAUACAAGCCUACAAGUAACGUCUUAUCACUGAAAAAUGUCCUUAGUCGUUUUAAAAGUCGGACUCCACCUAAAAAUAAUGAUGAUGUGGAGAUAAAUGCGAAUGAUCAAACUGUAGAAAAUUCAAAGACUGAUUUAAAGAGUCCGACAAGUGAAAAAAGAUCAGCUCUAAACCCAAGAAGUUACUCGAAAAAUCUAUUGCAAAGAUUCAGAAGUAUAAUCGGCGAUGAACAGCCGGAUGAUAAUCAAAAUAAAUGUGAAAAUAAUAAAACUAAAAAUGAAGACUCUCAAAACAUAUCAAAAAGUGAAAUAAAAGUUAUAAUAACAUCAACUGAUAACAGUCCCACAACAUCGACUAUGGUAUAUUCGAUCAAAACUGAUCCACUUAGUAAGAGUGUCUGUGAUCAUACAACUAUGAGCGAAAGUCAGAAAGAGAAAAAUAAUUUAGAAAUUUUAUCUCAAAGUUGCGAAAAUAUUAACCAAAAAUCUAAUUUACUGCCGAAUUACGAAAAAAGCAUCAGUAUGGUCACGAAUGUAUCGAGUUCACUAGCAAGUACACCGUCGCCCUCAAAGUCUAAUAACAGUUCGUACCAAAGUCUUAAUAAAUUGCCUGUUUACAUGCAAGGCAGCAAACAUUUAGGUGCCAGAAUAGCCCAGUCGGACUAUGUUGAUCCAAUGACUCUAAUGAGUGAAAAGAAUGCUCUUAAAAAUGUUAAUGUACUAAUAAAUAAAAACGCUAUAAGACCAGACAGUCUUUUUUCUAACUCAUCUUUUGUAACAUCGUCAAGUGAAAGUACAUAUCAGGAGAGUCAAAUCAAAACAAAUACUUCCCAGCAAACUUUAACCGAAAAGACGACAGCAUCAAAAGCGAAUUCAGAUGAAAGCUAUUAUGAAAAAUCAUUUGAGAAAAUAGAACAGCUAACAGAUGCUGACAUGUUUAGAGACUCAGCUGUGUAUUCUGAUCAAGAAGAUAUUGAUGACACAUUUUCAGAUACUAAGACUAAAGUUUUCAAUAAAGGUAUGACGCGAGUUGAGAGUAUCAAGCGUGAAUCGUCGUUCAAAACGAAAAAGACUGUCGUGACAACCAAUACUUCUGACAAAAAAUGUACUCAAUCUAACGUAAUUACAAUAACGAACAAAAUUAUUCAUACGGAAAGCAAUCGAAAUACAAGUAAAGUAGAAAAAGUUGAUACAGAUGAAAAAAGUGUCGUCAAACCGAAGGUAGCUCCUCCGGUGGCAAUCAAACCCAAAAUAACAACUGCACCAUCUGUUGCAGCAGUACCUCCUAAAAUAACAAUUACUAAGAACAAUUUAACUAAGAGUCAAGAACAGUCAUCGUCCUCUGAAUCUGUCAACACACGGACUAUUAGGAGAAAUACAAGUUACAAAACAUCUUUUGUCAGAUCAGAUUCUACACCAGUAGCACAAAAAGAAAAAACAGAUUUAGGAAACCAAGUGGCUAAAUCUGAAAGUAAAACGAUAGAAACGAAAGAGAAGAUCGAAGAGGAGUUAAAGCCACAGGGAAACAUACAAAUGAAACGCUUAAGCUUCGAAAGAGCUAGUCUUGACUCAGCGACAAGAAAGACAAAACCUAUCUUAGAAACCAAACGCCAGUCCAUAGAGCAACCAUCAACGUCUAAAUCAGUUUUGGAGAGGCGGUUAGAGAUUGAACAAAUGACAAAAGUUCAUAUAAAUAAAUCGAUACAGAGUAAAAAGCCGAUACAAUUAGCUAAACCUAAAUCGAUUACACCCAAAAUGGCGUCAUUUGAACGAAGCGUCAGCGAAAACAGGACUAAAGAACGUAAUGUCAAUACAAACGUCGGUAGUCUAAGGCCGAAUAUUCCUUUAAAUAAAAAUAGUGUUAAUGAACAAAGCCCCGAUGCAAACGACAAUGAUCCAAAGGAAAGCUGGGUUAAACAAGUUGUCAAUAAAUUUCAAUGAGCUUAUUGAGUGAUACUUUUGCAUUUACAAAAAAAAUCCGUCUGAUUUUUUACUCCACUUUUUGAUAACCACUCUGGUAGUUUUUAAAUAUUGUUAAUUAUUAUAAAAUUGUAAAUA
Melitaea cinxia (Glanville fritillary) is the source of this 5627-nucleotide messenger RNA. RefSeq lists its product as uncharacterized. Gene Ontology annotation, molecular function: guanyl-nucleotide exchange factor activity. Lineage: Eukaryota; Metazoa; Arthropoda; Insecta; Lepidoptera; Nymphalidae. The transcript has 8 exons. The record is from RefSeq and is a predicted model, not a curated record. The coding region runs from base 201 to 5510 and encodes 1769 amino acids.